CGCCGCCGGUUCCCACGGCAACCGGGUUCAACAGUUCCAGCCCAGCGGUGUCCGGAGGCCUCCGGGCGCCCAGCGGCCGGCAUGAGCGCCGCCGAGGUGGACCGUCACGUAGCCCAGCGGUACCUGCUCAAGCGGCGGCUCGGGAAGGGGGCCUACGGCAUUGUGUGGAAGGCGGUGGAUCGGAGGACCGGCGAGGUUGUGGCCAUCAAGAAAAUCUUCGAUGCCUUUAGGCAUAAGACAGAUGCCCAGAGAACGUUUCGGGAAAUCAUGCUGCUCCAGGAAUUUGGGGACCACCCCAACAUUGUCCGCCUCCUGGACGUGAUCCCGGCAGACAACGACAGGGACAUCUACCUGGUGUUUGAGUCUAUGGACACUGACCUGAAUGCCGUCAUCUGCAAGGGCGGCCUGCUGACGGACAUCCACAGGCGCUGCAUCUUCUACCAGCUCCUGCGGGCCACCAAGUUCAUCCACUCAGGACGUGUCAUCCACCGGGACCAGAAGCCGUCCAACGUUCUCCUGGACGCCAGCUGCUUGGUGAAGCUCUGUGACUUCGGCCUUGCCCGUCCCCUCAGCGGCCUCCCUGAAGGGCCGGAGGGCCAGGCCCUGACAGAGUAUGUGGCCACACGCUGGUACCGGGCUCCGGAGGUACUGCUGUCCUCGAGCAGGUACACCCCUGGGGUGGACAUGUGGAGUCUGGGCUGCAUCCUGGGGGAGAUGCUUCGGGGGAGGCCCCUGUUCCCUGGCACAUCCACACUCCACCAGCUGGAGCUGAUCCUGGAGACCAUCCCACCACCAUCUGAGGAGGACCUCCUGGCUCUGGGCUCCACCUACAGCGCCUCUGUCCUGCACCGUCUGGGGGCCCGGCCACGGCAGACGCUGGACGCCCUCCUGCCGCCCGACACCCCCCCGGAGGCCCUGGACCUCCUCAGGCGACUCCUGGUGUUUGCCCCGGACAAACGGCUUAGUGCCGCCCAGGCCCUGCAGCACCCCUACGUGCGGAGGUUCCACUGCCCGGCCCGGGAAUGGGCCCUGGAGGCGGAUGUGCGGCUCCCGGUGCACGAAGGAGUCCAGCUCUCGGCCCCCGAGUAUCGCAGCCGCCUCUAUCAGAUGAUCCCGGAGCGCAGGGGCAGCAGCAGCGUGCCGAGAGAGAACGGCCUGGGGGGCGGCCCUUCGGGGGCGGAGCACAGCGCCCCCCGGCCCCGGGCGCCCCCGCCCAAACCCGGAGCCUCCACCGCGCUGCCCUCGGGCUCGCCGGCGCAGAACCCUGGACGCAGGCCUCAGAGUGGCCCCGGCCAGGAGCCCGCGCGCGAAGCCCCUGGCGGAGCCACGAGCCUUCCCAGGCAGAGCUCGGCCCCCCUGCUCCAGCCUCCACUCCCAGGAGGUCCUGGGAGAGGGGAAAGGCCCCCCGGGGCGACGGCAGCGCCCCCCUCGGCACCCUCGUGGGUGAAGCCCAGCGUGAGGGGGGCGGCGACCUCCCUGACCUCGCAGGCCGCCGCCCAGGUGGCCAUUCAGGCCCUGAUCCGGAGUGACCGCGACCCGGGCAGAGGGGUGAGGGCGGCCGGCGCGCCACGGGUCCCCCACGGGCUUCCCCGCAAGCCCCGGCCUGGCCGGAGGAUGUUCGGCGCCUCGGCCUUGCAGGGGGCCCAGGGGGCCGCGCGGGCCGCGCUCGGGGGCUACUCGCAAGCCUACGGCACCGUCUGCCGCUCGGCGCUGGGCCGCCUGCCCCUGCUCCCGGGACCCCGCGCGUGAGCU
Ceratotherium simum simum (southern white rhinoceros) is the source of this 1752-nucleotide messenger RNA. RefSeq names its product mitogen-activated protein kinase 15 (gene MAPK15). Gene Ontology annotation, molecular function: MAP kinase activity; ATP binding. The record is from RefSeq and is a predicted model, not a curated record. NCBI's taxonomy places the organism in Eukaryota, Metazoa, Chordata, Mammalia, Perissodactyla, Rhinocerotidae. Gene Ontology annotation, biological process: protein phosphorylation.